Messenger RNA from Pocillopora verrucosa, 2795 nucleotides. Its product is annotated as vesicular glutamate transporter 2. Gene Ontology annotation, molecular function: transmembrane transporter activity. Gene Ontology annotation, cellular component: membrane. Gene Ontology annotation, biological process: monoatomic anion transport; transmembrane transport. NCBI's taxonomy places the organism in Eukaryota, Metazoa, Cnidaria, Anthozoa, Scleractinia, Pocilloporidae. The record is from RefSeq and is a predicted model, not a curated record.
UCAAAGCAGGUUUCUUCCUGAGUUUUUGAUCCGUUUAAAAGACUUUUAAUAGUGAAAAGAGCCAACUGGCGAAGGACUCAACGCACGUCAAAGGAAAAUUCAAUAUUUUCCUGAUACCGAGAGAAGACUUGUCUAGUGAUAAAUUUUUGAAAUUCAGAUCUGGACCGAGAAGAGGGCGAAUGUCUUGCAGCUGAGAUGUACCUGUUACUGUGAAUAAAACAAUAACUGCUUCACAGGGAUAUCUUCAAAGCGAAUUGAUAAUGGCGGACACCGAAGAACCUCGACCAGAUCCCGUCGAGGGGGUAGACGAGAAGGAUUCCACGAAAAAAUCCAGUUUUCCCAAAAGAUAUGUAGUGGCCAUCAUGAUCUUUCUUGGUAUCUGUGUGCAAUACGCUCUCCGAGUGAACCUUAGUGUAGCAAUAGGAGCCAUGUGCAAUAACCACACUGUGGAGCAGAAUGGAUUUACCAUACAGAAGAAAGCUGAAUUUGAAUGGAGUUCAAAGCUUCAAGGCACAAUACUUGGAGCGUUUUACUAUGGCUACACUGCUAUGCAGAUCCCAGGCGGUUGGUUAGGUCAGCGGUUUGGAGGAACCCGCGUGUUCGGGAUCUGUCUCGGGAUCGCCUCAAUACUCACCAUGCUCACACCAAUUGCAGCGCGCACCAGUGUCGCAGCUCUAAUUACUCUCAGGGUGAUAGAAGGGUUGGCUUUGGGUGCUCUUUUCCCGUGUAACCACGCAAUUUGGAGCAAAUGGGCACCACCAUCUGAAAGAACUCGACUUUUUACCAUAACCGUUGCAGGUUGUCCAGUGGGUACUAUCCUAUCUAUGCCACUGAGUGGCAUUAUGUCUAAAUAUGGAUUUGAUGGGGGAUGGGCCUCCGUGUUCUACUGCUUUGGAGCAAUUGGUCUUCUUUGGUUCUUUAUAUGGCAACUAGCGAUCCAUGGCUCUCCAUCAGAGCAUCCUACUAUCACUCCUGAAGAAAGAGACUAUAUAGAGGAGAGUAUAGCGAAGCUACCCCAGGCUAAGAAAGGCCAGGUUCCUUGGAAAUCGAUUUUGACAUCACUUCCCGUGUGGGCCAUCGUCACAGCUAAUUUCACUGCAGACUGGGGCAUGUAUACCAUCCUGAUCUGUCUCCCUAAAUAUUUCAUUGAGGUUUUGCACUUCGACCUUGCUAAGACUGGGUUUCUGGCGGCGUUGCCAUAUGUUGUCAAAGCUUUUGUUGGACCUGCCGGAGGUAUUCUGGUGGAUUGGCUCAUUAAAAACAAGAUGUCCGUUAGAAACACGAGAAGAUGCGUUUUUACCUUUGGUUGUACCACAGCUUCGAUCUUCAUCUUGAUAACAGGAUAUGCUACGACUCCGGCUCUUGCCGUUGCUUUUCUUACCAUUGGUGUGGGUAUCACGGGUCUGAAUGCUUCAGGUUAUGCCGUCAACAUCCUUGAUAUUGCGCCUCAGUACGCAGGCGUCAUAAUGGGUGUGACUAAUGUUUUUGGUGCGUCACCGGGCUUCAUUAGCCCACAGAUUGUUGGAAUUGUCACUCCUAACAAGACCGCUGGCGAGUGGCGCAUUGUAUUUUGGAUCACAGCGAUCGUGUACAUCAUUGGUAUUGUGAUCUUUGGUCUGCUGGUCUCAGGUGAUCUGCAACCCUGGGCCCAACAUGAAGACAAGAAGGAGGAAGAAGAUGGAAAAAAGGAAGAAGAUGAAGAAAAAGCAGCUGAAAAACAAGAAAAAUCGGAUGAAGAUAAGAAAGAGGAUGAAAAACCACAGGAAAGUCAAGAAGAGGCGAAUAAAGAAGAACAAGCUGAAGACAAACCUGCAGAGUAAUCGUAACAGUCGGAUAAUAUUACAAUCUUGUUUUGCUGAAAGACCUUCAUAGAUGUUAAAUUAAAUUAAAGCUUGUUAUUCUUCAUGACAACGUGUUAGCAAAAUACCUAUUAACUGUGAAAAUUGAGGGUAUAGUCUAUGAUGCUUAACCGGAAUAUUCGCUAUUCUUUGUCGAGUCCUCAACAUUUUAAUUCACGUUUAAUUUAAACGUGGUUGUCUAAACAGUUCUGUUAUUAUUUUGAUUUUAACUGCUAUAUUUUAAAAAUGCUUUUCCCUAUCAAUAGCAUGAUAAACCAGUAAAAAACCUUACGAGCAAAACAAUCAUAUAAUACGCGUCUGCUGCAGGUCUCAUUUUUAUCUUACACUUUAAUAACUGUAACGGUAAGGUUUUCGAAACUAUCUUUGCCGAAUGUAUCCUUGGAUUCCUGUGCUCAAAGUUCCACGUCCAUUCACAAGGCGUGAAUGUCCUCGAAGCUACAAGCUAGACGUCAACAUGAAAAAAUGUUUCAACUCGCAAUCGUUGUUUUUAAUUUGCAUUUUCUGCGAGAACGACAACUGGUGAUUGAAUGAUUGCAUGGAAGCGACGGAUGCAUGCAACGCAUUUUCUUUCAAUUCUCUUAUUGUUUAUUUCCCAUGUUUUCGAAGCGAGGAAAAUUACAACCAACGGGCUGGAUUUAAUCAUCAAGAAUCAUAAUUCUUUUCGUAAAUAGAGUGUAAAACCAUUUCAAAAAUCUUAAGUUUGUAAUACACAAAUUUAUUAAGUGUUCUUUCCUUUGACGCUCUGAGAAUAAUCUCAGGUUAGAUAAACAAAAUCUGUUUAUUGUUCAUUUCUCACUUAAAAUUUGUUUCAUUUCGUUAAACACUUUCUUUGCUCGUAUCGACCGUUAUCUGAGUUUCCUGAGUACUAUGUUGUCAUGUCCAAUAAAAGUAAGAUAGUCUGUCAAGCCAGCUAUCAAGCCAAGCUGAAAUAAAGAA